Pieris macdunnoughi is the source of this 654-nucleotide messenger RNA. Lineage: Eukaryota; Metazoa; Arthropoda; Insecta; Lepidoptera; Pieridae. The record is from the annotation of a GenBank genome assembly.
AUGGUGAUCUAUAGUGUUUAUGUAGUAAGCAAAUCUGGAGGGCUAAUUUAUAACUAUGAUCACAACAUUCCUCGGAUAGAGACUGAAAAAACAUUUGGAUUCCCUCUUGAUAUUAAGCUACAGUAUGAAAAUAAAAAGGUUGUUGUUGUGUUUGGCCAACGAGAUGGUAUAACCGUGGGGCAUGUUUUACUAUCAGUAAAUGGUUCUCCAGUAACUGGAAGAAAUACAGAAGAUGGAAAAGAUGUAUUUGAAGUAAUUGAAGCUAAAGAAAACUAUCCUCUCAGUUUAAAGUUUGGUCGUAUGAGAGCUACAACAAAUGAGAAAAUAGUGUUGGCAAGUAUGUUCUAUCCACUUUUUGCCCUUGCUAGUCAGCUGAGUCCAGUGCCAAAGAGUUCAGGAAUAGAGACCCUCACAGCUGACACAUUCAAGCUUUCCUGCUUUCAGACUUUAACUGGUGUUAAGUUCAUUUUAGUGACCGAUCAGAACAUGCAAGGCACUGAAGUUGUACUAAAAAGAAUCUAUGAAUUGUACUCAGACUAUGCUCUUAAGAAUCCCUUCUACUCUUUAGAGAUGCCGAUCAGGUGUGAACUAUUUGACACAUCUCUGCACACUUUGCUGGAGCUGGUGGAAAAAUCAGGCACUGCAAAUUUAUAG